Chaetomium fimeti is the source of this 2080-nucleotide messenger RNA. Its product is annotated as C2H2 transcription factor. The record is from RefSeq and is a predicted model, not a curated record. The transcript has 5 exons. Gene Ontology annotation, molecular function: RNA polymerase II cis-regulatory region sequence-specific DNA binding; DNA-binding transcription factor activity, RNA polymerase II-specific. NCBI's taxonomy places the organism in Eukaryota, Fungi, Ascomycota, Sordariomycetes, Sordariales, Chaetomiaceae. The coding region runs from base 235 to 1812 and encodes 525 amino acids. Gene Ontology annotation, biological process: regulation of transcription by RNA polymerase II. Gene Ontology annotation, cellular component: chromatin; transcription regulator complex; PcG protein complex.
UAGUGGCCCUCUCGCCCAACCCAACGCCUCUUGGUCUCAUGGUUUUGAUCCAGACCCAGCAGAGAUCACCACGCCGUCGAUAAUACAUACCUCCGAGUGACCUCUGGUCUUUGCACUUUCCUCAUCCCGGAUUCUUGUCUCGUUAUAUUGCUGUCCUCCCCGCCGUUUGUGUGUGCUACGUCCUACAUAUAUUCUCUCCGAACACUCGUCUCUUACCACACGGCCAUCAUCAAAAUGGCCAUCGGGAGUUUACCUACAAACCCGGAGAGUUGGGCCCGCUGGCCUUACCCGCAACACGACGGCGCCGACUUCAGCAUGACGCCGACCAGCAUGAUUUCCUAUGACUGCCGGACGACAACCACGGCCCAUAUCCCGCGCCCCGAACUGUCCCAGCAUUUCGUUCCAGGCACCUUCAACUCGGCUCCGAUGCCCUCCCCACCAUCUCCCCACUACCACGCACCUGUUUCCUACGACGGAUACAACCCUUACAGCGCACCGGCCAUGCUAGAUGCACCUUUCAAGCCCCAGGAGUCUAUGGAGCGCCUGCAGCCGCGUUGUAUGGGGCCUGAACCGGUUGCAAACGGAGGGACUCAAGGGCGUGUCAACAGUUUGCCAUUUAUCAAGAGGAGCUGUAGCCCGUCGGUCAAGAGCGAGGCCAACUCGACUCUUUCCAGCUCGCCAUCUCCCAAGGCCGUCGCCUCCAGCGCGCGGGCGCAAUCCUCCCCCGUUCACCAGUUCAACACGGCCAUCGACAACGUCAUGCGAGUAAUCGAGUCCAAGCGUGAGAUCCUCGGCCCGUCGGACGAGGUAGAGCUCGUGCAAACGGACGAAGAGAAGAAGGAGGUGGCGAAGGACAACCAGACACAGCGAGGUCGUGGGAAGGCGAAGCGGAAGCGUUUCUGCUGCGAAAUCCCCGGGUGCUCCAAGAUGUUCGCCCAGAAGAACAACCUUGACACGCACCGACGAUCCCACACUGGCGAAAGCCCUUAUGUUUGCCCAUACUGCCAACGCCGUUUCACACAAAGCGUCAACCUCAAGACACAUAUCAAUCGCCACACCGGAGAAAGACCCUACGAAUGUCCCGAGUGUGACAAGUGUUUCCCUCAGCUCUCGAAUGUCAAGGCGCACAUGAGGACACACAUAAGGAGAGAGUUGAGAGCCGUUUGGGUCUGCAGGUUCGCAAACUGCCCCAAGGCCUUUACCGCAAAAGGGAACCUGAAGGCCCACCAGAACACGUACCACGUCGAGGAAAUCGAGGCCUUCAAUGCUAAACUCGCCGCCAUGAAGGACAAGAACAUGAUAUCCGAGGAGGACAAGGAGAUGGCCAAGUACCUCGGCGACGUCCACAACCUUGCCAACAAGGGCAUCAAAGGCCGCGGCAAGGGCCGCAAGGUCAAGCGGGUCAUGAUGCUGCACCCGCCGCAGCAACAAUCGUCCCCCGCUACGAGCCCCAUCAGCGCCGACGGCCACACAGGCCCCUAUCCGAUGUCACUCCUGCCCCACGCUCUCUCGCAUCUCCACAUGACCCAGCAGCAGCAGCAACAGCAACAACAACAACAACACCCGACCAUGAACCACGGGCUCCCUUACUACGGGGUGAGCAACCCGGCCGCCUACAGCAUGAGCAGACCUCCCAACAUGCUCUUCGGCUCUCUAAGCAUCAACACGCGGGAGCCGUACGUGCACGGUGGCUACGGCAUGGACUCGGACCAGCUCAGCGACGCCAGCAGCGUCCACGGCUCUACCCCCGUCAUGCACACCUACGAGGAUGAGCAUGGCCGGGAACUGGCUUUUGGCGAAAGGCUUUACUAAGAAUCCAUCUCCGGUUCCUGUUCUCUUUUGUCUUGGGGCUGGCUGUUUUGAACACUUUCUGUUUCGCCUACUGUUUGCAUUCUCUCCCUCAUUACAAAACCUCGAAACUUGUCUUCUGUUUCUUUUUCACGUCAUAUUAUAUAUCUUGGACCGAAAAGGGGAGGCCAGAAUCUGUUCGCGAGCGAUAAGGAGAGGUUGUUUUUCAUUUUCACGAAACGGCAUGGCGGUUGCGGGAGUUUGUAUUUUUUCCCCUUUGUCUUGUUUCCCC